AGUUAGAGACCGUAUCAACUAUGGAGUAAGUUAAAACCACACUAGGCCCUAGCUAACGCUCCCGGACAUACUACACACUAUCGGAACUUAUCGCAGGGAGCAGCACCAGUCGGGUAGUAAGUAAUAGCGACAGUUAGCCGUAAGAAAUGCUAAAUAUCAAUCAAUAUCUGAAGUAGUAGCAAAUUAUUGAUGUCAUACGUGUAUCUACGUCGCUGAAACUCUUGCUUCCCAACUCUAUAUUGAUUAGACGCUUUGCCCUACACUUGAUGAUCAAGGCCCCGAUAACUGGGCCCGGAAAAGGCAUAUCGAGUAACCUUACAUACCGGAACAUUUACCGUGUAACAUGUAAACUGACGGGAGUAUAAUUAUGUGUCGACACCUUAACCAAUACCUGUGGAUGUACGGAGAGGCAGAGAAAAGUGGCUUUUACGAAUAUUGAAAUAUGAAAAUGUGUUUGGAAAAUGGUUUUAAUGUGUGUUUAACCAUAGUUUAGUGAGGAGAUAGACAUGAAAAGAUGGGCGAUAAAAGGCUAUGCUUCGCACACAUUGGAGGAGUACCGUUACUAAUUCUUGUUUUAUUGUAUCAAACAACGCCCAUCUCGUGUGCAAACCUUGCGAGCUUUCGGGCCCUGUUUGUCCGCAUGCCGCAGAUGCACCUGUCUACGAUUCCUGCAAAAACUAUACGGAACUCCUCAGUUGAAGCAUGCGCAGAACACUGUGUUAGGGAGGUGGAAUUCGAGUGUAUGUCAUUCGACUUGGAUAAUACCAUCGGAAGCUGUCGAUUACAGAACCACACUCACGAAGAACCUUUCGUUACCCUUCAGGUGUCUACAUUCGCCGACCAUUAUAGAACGGCCUAUGAAAAGCUUUUCAAUCGAAUACCAAAUCAUGUGGUGACUUUUGAACAUAAACGGAAAAUUCCGGAUCUCACAAUAGAAGAAUGUGCUCGUCGAUGUAUAUUAGAAGUGAACUUCCGGUGCCAAGGUUUCGAUUACGAGGUUCGACAAAGGAACUGUUGGCUCUCUGACCUCACACCUAAAGAUUCCGGGGGUGUGGUCGUCCUUCCAGGGACUGACUUCUAUGAGCGAAUUUCAAAUGGCCCAAUGGAAAAGUUUGUGAAUUUUGGUUAUGGAACUUUACAGCAGAUUGAGGGAAUACAAGUUUAUAACAAAAUUAUACUUGGUGUGACAUUGGACGCUUGUGCACAGUUGUGUUUGGCAGAAACUUCCUUCCGGUGUUACAGUUUUGACUAUAUCUUUAAUGACGAUUCAUGUCACAUGAGCCAAUAUAUAGCAGCAAACGUUCACGGGAUUAGUACGUCCUUCUCAGAAGAUUUCAAAGCGAUGCAUUUUGAACUCAAAGAGGAAUACCUAGAGAUGUUCUACCCUACGCCAUACUCCGCCGUACUGGGCAACAACGAGAAAACAUUCAAGCGAGUAACUCCCAACAAUUGUGCUCGAAAAUGUCUACAGGAAAGCGACUUUGUCUGCCGCUCCUUCGACUAUCAGAUCCAGGAUGGCACAUGCUUACUCGGCACUAAGACCGGAAGUGACGUCGGCGGAUUAAUCAGUCACGGAUUUGCACAAGUACAUCACUUUGAAAUGAAACCGUUCUUAGAUUGCGGAGGGGUAUUUUAUUCAUCAGAGGGUAACUUCGCCUCUCCUAAUUGGCCAAGGAAUUAUUACCACAAUAUGGAGUGUUCCUGGCAAAUUACGGUUCCAAAAUUUCGAAUUAUUAAAUUAGAAUUUUCCCAUUUCGACCUUGGUCGGCAUGACAGUGAUGAGUGUGAGGAAGCUGACGAUAAAUUAGUGAUAACUGAUAUUGCCAAUGAUGGCCUCCGCCAGAAGGUCUUGUGCAGUGAACCGAAGCACAGUUCCUACGUCAGUUUGUCCAACAGUUUAAAUAUCACAUUUAUUUCUAACGCAUUCCAGGAUGCCAUGGGCUUCCGAGCGUUCUUCCAUACAGAUUGGCCCUGUGGAGGAACCCUUAACGAGGAUAAUGGAAUGAUUUCCUCCCCGAACUGGCCAAACAACUACGCCCCUUCCACAUCUUGUAAGUGGAAGAUUGUGGCUCCCAAAGGAGCCAAAAUAUACCUCAACUUUCUCUCCAUGGACUUGGAGAGACAUAUAAAUGGACCUUGCCGGUUAGCAUACGACCUCAUAGAGGUUUUCGACGGCGAAUCAGACACCUCUCCAACUUUGGGGAUUUAUUGUGGACGCCGUAACAAAAAGACAGUGACAUCAUCAAAUGAUGUGUUGUUCAUCACAUUCCACACGGACGACAGAGUUCAAAGGAAGGGCUUCCAUGCCGUGUAUAGAUUUAUUCAUAUCCCUACGCCCACCACUUCCAUCCCAUCACACAUUGAACAAACUACCUCAUAUCCCUCCUCCCAAGAAACAAGUGCCUCAUUAGACUCCAGCCAGGAAACCACUGGUCAAUAUAAUGUGUCUUACAACACGACCCCAUCCUCAUCUGUGUCAGAACAUAAUAAAACAGUUAUCACCCUUGGUUUGGCAGCCAUGUUUAUUGAGCCCAGACGGCGCCCCGUACCCACUGAAAAGUCGGUGGAAGAAGCACUGAUAAUCACCACAGUUGCGGGAGAAAGAGUUGACGACUAUGACGUCACUCGUGAAAACCCGGAAGUUGUGACGAUAGAACCAGAUUUACGACACGUCAUCCUCAUCCUCGUCAUCACUUUCUUCCUCCUCUUCAUGACUCUACUUGUCAUUUUGAUCGUCGUAUGCAGGCAUUACAGAAAAAGAAUUCCUAAAAGAAGAAAUGUGACGAAUUUCCCGUUUACAGAGGAGAGCGUAUCACUUUACGAUAAGGACAACAAUGCUAACGAUCAGGCUGACCGGGGGCAUGAUGAUGACUCCGACAUUAACUUGCCACAACCAAGUCCGUGUGACCCUCCACCGGAUGUGACGUUUUGUAACCCGCUGUACGACCAGAGAGCACAACAGGCUGUAGCCCAGACCAACACAGAAAGUAUAGAAAGUACCUCUAGUAGCUGUUAACCGGAAGUACGGAACAAGUCCGCAGUAAAUCACACGUUAGAUUGUUACUUGUCUUAGGUAUGGACAGACCGGAACCAGAGCAUGGUUUAUGAGUGAAUUUUACAAGUCAUUCAACGUAAAGCUACUCCAGAUUUACCAACAGUUAUGAACUACAUAUCUUCACAGCAAGUUCAGUUAAUUGAUAUCUAGAAAGCACGUGGCAUGUGUUUACCAUUGUGGCAGUUAUAUUUGAAAUAUGAUUUUAUCCAAUUAUGAUAGUGACGUUGUGAACAAAAAUGUAUGAAACAUUUAGAGUACAGAAGGAUAUAUGUGCUAUUACGGUGAAGUGCGAUAUUCUUCACAAAUAAGGAUUUUUUUUCGAUAUGUUCCAAUGAAAGAAUUGUUUAGAACAUGUUUCAAGCAACAGUCCACAUAGUGAAGGCCAAACUCGAGCAGCUGAAUUACAUAGAACCAUUAUCUGAGACAUUUCCACUAAAGAGUUAUCGAACCUUUGUAAUUGUACACAUUGUCAAUCUAUUUUUAUACAUCCUUCGCUAUAUGACAUUGGAUAACCGGUUGUCUUCGUACGGACAAGGGAUCAUGACGAAUCGUAUGGUUAUACAUAGACUUGACCUGUACAUAAAGAAAGCAUGUGGUCCUCUUUAAAUAAUAUUACAAAGGGUCAAAUAAGACCAACAAAUACGUAUUUUAAUGUAUUUACGUAUUUUCCAAUUUGCAUACUAUCAUCAAAUUAAGAUGAUGUUGUUUUGUUUUUCAAUCUGUUUUGAGAAGAUAUAAGCCAACAUUUUUGAUUAGUUGUUUACCGGUGACAGAUUUACUUUAUGAUGAAAUUACAUAUAUGAAAUUAUCAAAGUUUACUAUGAAAACAUAUUGUGCUUAUUUAAUUGUGACGUCAUAUUUCCGCGGCCAUAACAAAUGUUCUUGUCGUGACAUUAACCACUGCUUCAUUCAAUUCAGUUAAAUGCUUUUACUUUGCAGGAUAUUUUCUAAAAAAAAUUCUUGACGAAUACAAGUUAUAUUGUUAUAUUAUAGGUCGUGGGAUGUACCUUCUUCCAAUUAAAUCAAAUGGGUGUUUUAUUUCAUUAUUCGCCAAUCAGAAUUCAACGUUCCAUGCAUUGCAUUCAAAACAGUACCUUUGCUUUUCGCAAGAAGAUGAAUCGAUGAACGACACCACAGCGGUUGUUUAUGUGCAUCUGAACAAUAUAUAUGCAAGUAAUUCAUAAAAGUGUACAGUUGAUGAUAUUCUAUAAGCACAUCGUACUAGAAACCCUGAAAUUGCAUUCAAUUGUCCAUUCAAAAUGGCGCGCUUUUAUGCAGUAAAACUUCCGCGGUUUAAAAUAUGACUCCCGCCACGCGAUCAACACAAGAUAGUUUACUGUAUGGAUAAGAAAGAGUGCAUUCAUUAAUGAACAUGUCAGAGUUUGUCAAACAGCGCGCGCCCAUGUUUUAUCUGCUUCUUAGCGACUCGGUUAGGAAGAAUUUCUUUUUAUUUCAAUCGGUACAGCAUCAGACUGGUAAAGCAGGGAUUCCGGGUUCGAUCCCAGGCCGAGGUGUUGGAAUUAUAAUGAACUCCACUACAAUAUUAUCCUCUACCAACUUAUCAUCGACCUUAAUGUUAUUAAUACAUGUAGUUUUGGAAGUCUAUAUCAUACUACUGGAGUUAUGAUAAUUUGGUCAUGUUCGGUAAAAUAUCCGUUUCAAUUUGCAACACUCAAUGAUUGGUGCCAGAGUAAAGAUAAACAGCUUCCAUAAUGUUGUAAAGUCAGUUUACGUAAUGCGUUCCUAGCUGUGAUCCGUUCGUAGAUUGGUGAAGUUUUAGCAUAGUACUAUAUUGAGGAAUGUAUGUUUGACCACAAAACGUAUCCAUUUACCAGUAACACAAUAUAUAAUUAUCUGAAAUCAUAAUGCUGAUUACGUAAUAAAGAAUAAGUAUAAUUAACCAACAUAGAUAUCAAAUAUGAGAAUAUGUUUCAAGAGUAAUUAAAUACCUUCUUCGAUUAAACAUUGUAAUCAUGAUUAAAUAUUAACAGUUAUGAUUAAAUAUUACAAUUAUGAUUGAAUAUCACCGAUAUAAUUGAAUAUUACAUUCAUGGUCAAGUACUACAUUCGUGGUAACAAUAGGACGUUUCAGUGUAAGUAUUAGUGUGUAAUAAUAAUUUACACAAAAAAAUAUCGACCGGGAAGCUAACGAUCACAUGAACAAUAUCAUGUGAUAAUAUUUAAUAAAAAAACCCACAAUAUUUUCGCAAAAAAGAAACCCGCAAUUGAUCAUAAUAUAAAUGAUUUGAAGUAUAACCUUUAUUUCUGAUUACACCGUAAACAAAUCACGGUAUCUUGAAAUUAAAUAUCCGCGGAAAAUAAAUAUUCUACAUAACAGUGCGCAAGGUCUUCAAAUGAAACGUCCACGAAAGAUAAAUGUUCCAAAUUAUAAUACACUGAAAAAAGGCUGCGUGUCUCGAAAUUAAGCAUCCAUGGAAAAUGUUUAUUCUACAGUAUAUCACAUGAGGUCCUGAAAUAAGCACUCAUGGAAAAUAAGCAAUGCACAAUAUAACAAACAUAUCUGAAUUACACUGUUAACAGGAAGGCGAGUUUUUUUUGAAAAUGGGAACCCAAGGAAAAUAAACAUUCUGCAGUAACACAUAUAUGUAUGAGUUACACUAAAAAGUGAAGAGUUAUAAAAAUGAUUUGUGUUUCUUAUUUAGUAAUGGUAGGAGUGUAAGCCAUUACUGAUUAUAUUCUUGUUGUCUUAUUCAGUUGUAGAAAUAUGAAAUAUUUGUUAUUAGUUCAACAUGUUUGUACGGUUGAAUAUUGAACUGUAAUAUGUGAAUGUAAUGUGUACAUAUGUGUAUAAUUAAUGUUGAACUUGAACAGAAAAUAAAUAAAGAUUACAUUUUUAUUAUAUAA
Pecten maximus is the source of this 5920-nucleotide messenger RNA. RefSeq lists its product as uncharacterized. The record is from RefSeq and is a predicted model, not a curated record. Lineage: Eukaryota; Metazoa; Mollusca; Bivalvia; Pectinida; Pectinidae. The transcript has 13 exons. Bases 515 to 3016 code for a protein of 833 amino acids.